This is a messenger RNA of Scomber japonicus (chub mackerel), 1785 nucleotides long. It is a transcript of the gene rad9a, whose product is annotated as RAD9 checkpoint clamp component A. Bases 223 to 1398 code for a protein of 391 amino acids. Gene Ontology annotation, cellular component: checkpoint clamp complex. The transcript has 12 exons. The record is from RefSeq and is a predicted model, not a curated record. Gene Ontology annotation, biological process: cellular response to ionizing radiation; DNA replication checkpoint signaling; DNA repair. NCBI's taxonomy places the organism in Eukaryota, Metazoa, Chordata, Actinopteri, Scombriformes, Scombridae.
CGUAAACAACAACGCCGAGAUCAGCGCAAGAUACCGCUUAUCGAAAAUAACACUUAUAAUAUAAAGCUAUGAUUUAAAGGGAGCAUGCUUUCAGUACGAGGUGUAUUUCUGCUCGAUGUGCAGACUGUUAAAACUCAUGUGGUUCACGAGUGUCUGCUAACUUUUAGCCGUAGUUUGCUAACUUAAAGGAAAAGUAGUAACUUAGCUGUUAAUUCUGCGGUCAUGGACUGCGUCGUGACGGGUGGAAACGUGAAAGUGCUGGCCAAAGCCAUCCAGUCCUUGUCCAGGAUCGGUGAUGAGCUCUAUGUGGAGCCUCAGGAAGAUGGGCUGGCCCUGCGGUCUGUGAACUCCUCUCGGUCGGCAUAUGCUUGCUUCCUGUUCGCACCACUUUUCUUCACCAGGUACACCAUCCCAAGUGGGCACGCCUUCCGCUGCAAGAUGGCAAUAAAGAGUGUGCAGGCAGUGUUCAGGUCUCUGGCGUCUCUUGAGAAGACAGUGGAAAAGUGUCACAUUGAGCUGGAUGGGCAGAAGAACCGCCUGACCUUCACAUUGCACUGCAAACACGGCCUCCUGAAGACGCAUAAUCUGUCUUUCCAAGACAGUGAAAGCUUACAGGCAGUGUUUGAUAAAGACAGCUGUGCUAACAUAUUCAGAGCCCAGCCAAGGCUGCUAGUGGACACAGUCGUGCACUUCCCGCCGUCUCUGGAAGAAGUGACUGUGUCAGUGAGUGAUGAAAGGAUGUGGGUCAGGAACCAUGUGGAGGAAGAAGCAGAGCAGUCCAAGGCCAUGCUGACAGAACUGUGUCUGGCCUCAGAUGAGUUUGACCAUUUUGCCGCCCAAGCUCACAACAGUGUCACCUUCUGUCUGAAGGAACUACGGGGUUUGUUAGUGUUUGCAGAGUCUACAGGUCUCCCUAUUUCUAUAUACUUUGAUGAGCCAGGCAGUCCUGUGGUGCUUUCAGUAACAGACAGUGUCCUGGAGGGAAACUUUGUGCUGGCCACGCUCUCUGAAGAUGCCAGCCUACGUAAAAACAACACUGAAUGUGUACGCACACCGCCGCCCCCUCCUGAUGACUUCAUGAAUGAUGACAUGGAUUCCUACCUCAUUGCCAUGGAUACCAGCAUUGCACCAGGCCCCUCUACGUCAGGUCCACCCACAACCCCAAUAGCUGAUUCCACGUGCUCAAAACAACCUGCUGCAGCUAGCCAUAGGACGAGGCUACAUAGUGAAGUGGAGGAGGAAGAUGAAACAUCUGAUACAGAUAAACCACCUAACAAGAAGUUCUGUUCGUUGUUCUUUGGAUCGGUGCUUCCCCCAUCUUCUCAGAUGAGCACUCAGCCACUUACGAAUCAAGAAGUGCUCGCCAGUGACAGUGAGGAUGACACGCCAGGAGACUGACAGUGGACUGAUAGAUGCCAUGAGAGAGAUGGACUCACCUGAAAAUAGGUGUAUGUGUCUGGGCACUUAUUAAAACUUUUACACCACGCCAUCUGGAGUAUUUGAAGACACAGAAACGGACACCAUAAACCCUGAUUUUCAAACCUUACCAGAUCGUACAAGUAUUGUACUGUGAAUUUUUUUUCUAUUUAAUCUGGGCAGGAUCCACAGUACAGAACAGCAUGGCCACUGCUGGCAUCCUCAGCUUUUUAUUUGGACUAUAAUGUGAAUGUUGGGAUUAUGUGAAACUAGACAUGAGGCACUUCCUGUUUGUUUUCAUUGAAAGUCUUCAGUUUGUGAUCAAGAUGCAGUGAAAAAAAGUUCCUCGAAAUAAAACAAACAUAUUUU